AUGUUCAUCGCACGAUCGGAAUACGACCGUGGAAUCAACACCUUCUCGCCCGAAGGUCGUUUAUUCCAGGUCGAAUACUCUCUCGAAGCUAUCAAGCUGGGAUCCACGGCGAUCGGUGUCGCGACAUCCGAAGGUGUUAUUCUCGGCGUGGAGAAGCGUGUCACGUCUACCCUGUUGGAGGCGUCCUCGGUCGAAAAGAUUGUCGAGAUCGAUCAGCACAUUGGCUGUGCCAUGUCUGGCUUGCAGGCAGAUGCCAGGUCUCUUGUUGAACAUGCCCGUGUUGAGGCACAGAACCAUGCCUUCAACUAUGCCGAGCCGUUGCGCGUCGAAAGCUGCACACAGGCAAUAUGUGAUCUGGCGCUGCGAUUCGGCGAGAGUGGAGAUGAGGAGGAAAGCGUCAUGAGCCGGCCGUUUGGCGUAGCGCUCCUGAUUGCAGGUUACGACGAGGAUGGUCCCCAGCUCUAUUAUGCCGAGCCCUCCGGCACAUUCUACCGAUACGACGCCAAGGCCAUCGGAUCCGGAAGCGAAGGUGCCCAGGCCGAGUUGCAGAACGAAUAUCACCGUUCCCUGACACUAAGCGAAGCCGAGACUCUUGUUCUGAAGACCUUGAAGCAGGUCAUGGAGGAGAAACUCGAUGCGAAGAACGUCCAGCUGGCGAGCGUGACGAAGGAGAAGGGAUUCCGGAUCUACGAUGAAGAGGAGAUGGGAAGAGCUGUGGCACAACUGGGCAGUAAUCAAUAA
Molecule: messenger RNA, 741 nt
Organism: Penicilliopsis zonata CBS 506.65
Lineage: Eukaryota; Fungi; Ascomycota; Eurotiomycetes; Eurotiales; Aspergillaceae
Exons: 5
Coding region: 1-741 (246 amino acids)
Biological process (GO): proteasome-mediated ubiquitin-dependent protein catabolic process
Cellular component (GO): proteasome core complex; proteasome core complex, alpha-subunit complex; nucleus
Source: RefSeq, a predicted model, not a curated record